Molecule: messenger RNA, 981 nt
Organism: Notolabrus celidotus (New Zealand spotty)
Lineage: Eukaryota; Metazoa; Chordata; Actinopteri; Labriformes; Labridae
Product: N-acetyllactosaminide beta-1,3-N-acetylglucosaminyltransferase 3-like
Exons: 1
Coding region: 1-981 (326 amino acids)
Cellular component (GO): membrane
Molecular function (GO): hexosyltransferase activity
Source: RefSeq, a predicted model, not a curated record
AUGACAAACAGCUCCCUGCCAAAAUGCCAAAAGGAUUUGUCUGCAGUCAAGACUCCAGGCUUCACAUACCAACCUCAGACGAUUCAAGACUUUCUCUACUAUCGCCAUUGUCGUGAAUUCCCCUUGAUACUGGAUGCUCCUGGCAAAUGUGAAGGAGAUGACGACAUCUUUCUUCUGCUUGUCAUAAAAAGCUCCCCUGUGAACUUCAAAUACAGAGAGGUGCUCCGCAAAACCUGGGCCGAAGAGAGGUUAUAUAAAGGCAUGUGGAUUCGAAGGGUCUUCAUCACAGGAACAAUGACGGAUGUUUCUGAGAGACAGAGAACCAACAAACUCCUUCGACUGGAACAACGGACGUACAACGACAUCCUCCAGUGGGACUUUAACGAUACCUUCUUCAACCUCACCUUGAAGCAGAUGCUCUUCCUCGAAUGGAUGGAAAAAAGCUGCUGGAAUGUCCACUUCUUGUUUAAUAGCAAUGAUGAUAUCUUCGCCAACCCAGACAACAUGGUCGAGUACCUCCAAAGCCUCAAGGACAAUGAUGGAGGCAAGCACCUGUUUACUGGUCAUCUCCUCACUGAUCCAAAACCGGAUAGAUGGUUGGACAGCAAGUACUUUCUUCCAUUCACAGUCUACUACCCAGACACAUAUCCACCCUACUGUGCUGGUGGGGGCAUCCUCCUGUCCUUCUACACAGCUUUAUCCAUACACAAGAUAUCCAAGUUCAUUAGUUAUAUUCCUAUUGAUGAUGCUUACAUGGGGAUGUGUCUGGCUGAAACAAAUCUGGCACCUAGUUCUCAUUCAGGAUGGUACGCUCCCUCUCGCACACUGGAUACAUAUGACCUUUGCUUUCUUAAAGAGCUGCUCGUUCUGCACAAAUUCUCCCCGGUUCAAUUAAAUGCAUUAUGGAAUAGAAUACACGAUUCCAAUCUGAUAUGUGGUACCUUGAAGAAACCACUUCAGGACCUUAUUUUCAAGUGGUAA